Parnassius apollo (apollo) is the source of this 1728-nucleotide messenger RNA. Lineage: Eukaryota; Metazoa; Arthropoda; Insecta; Lepidoptera; Papilionidae. The record is from the annotation of a GenBank genome assembly.
AUGUCAACACAAUCAAGCUUUUUAACGUAUUUACGAUGGCUCACCGUCAUAAACAUUCUCUUGAUCACAAAAGCUGAAGGCGGUGGACCUCUCGGUGCUCAUUGUCAGACGAGUGCUGACUGCAACGUUUCAAAUUCUCGCUGCGACAAAGGAGUUUGUUCUUGUCAACCGUAUUACGCACGAGUUGACAACGCCACGUGUCUUGAAUCUACACUUUUAGGAUCCGAAUGCGUGGUAUCAGAACAGUGCACCCUUAAAGUGGCAUUCAGCGCCUGCUUGGAAGGUGUUUGCCGAUGCACGGACGGACAUUUGCAAUUCAGAAAACAUACAUGUCUUUCUCCUGCCCCACCGAGCCACGUAUGCUAUAGUAACGAACAUUGUCGUUUAUGGGAUAAGGAGAGUCACUGCGAAUUUGUGAUUGCAAAUCUUUUCGGGAGAUGCGCAUGCAACAGUCUUUUCCGACAAACUGGUGAUAGAUGCAUUUCUCAGAAAUCCGCAUUAUAUUCGACGGAAGCAGUAAUUGCUGAACAAGAUGCAGCUGUCUUAGAAUCAGCUAAUGCAACGAUACCUCACAAAGAAAACAAACUUCCCACCUACCUUAACCCAGCCUCAAAAGAUCCUUUUGGACUUCAAAAUGUCUUAAUCGACACAGACGAUACAGAGCCGAGUAAAUUACCGAUGUUCACAAGUAAAAAUGAUGUUCUAAGUACACAAGAAGACAGUCCAUUAAUGCAAGCCGUUAUGAAAGUUCCAACACUCGAGCCCGCAAAACGCCUUCCACCCGCGAAUAAGAAAGACGGUGAACAAAAUGAAUUGAUACGUGUCGAAGAAAUGACUGCUAAUUUACACGCAAACGAUCAACCCGUGUACAGAGUAGUAACCCAACCAUCCACAGAAAAGAAAACCAAUAAAAAAACUGUAGGAAGUAAAGACCAACAAAAUAUAGGGAAUAAGCCAUACAAAAGCGGUCACCAAAAGAAACCAUCUUCAAAAGAUAAACAUCGUAUUCGUGCGGAUGUAUCUCCAGUGUUCAGUCUUGGUCCAGCGUCACUCGGAAUGCCUUGCUUAAAAGAUUCGCAAUGCCACCAGGUGGAUCCCUAUUCACGAUGUUUUAAUAAACGAUGUGACUGCGCGUACCGCACCAACUCCACGUCGGCUUGUUCAGCACGCAACAGGGGAUGCUUGCCAGGAACAUUUCAGUGUCGUUCCACUGGGACGUGUAUCAGUUGGUACUUCGUGUGUGACGGCCGCAAGGACUGCCCUGAUGGAUCCGACGAAAGAUGCUAUGGUACUGGUAAAGAUGGAACCGGCGAGCGAUGUCCGAUGCACGCGUUCCGGUGCGGCGGGGCGGGCUCGCGCUGCGUGUCGCGGGCGGCGCGCUGCGACGGCACGCCGCAGUGUCCCGCCGGCGAGGACGAGCGCAACUGCCGCGCUACCAGGCGUAGGGGCUGCCCGAGGCAUACAUUUAGAUGCGGAUCUGGCGAAUGUCUACCAGAGUACGAGUUUUGCAACGCAAUCAUCUCCUGCAAGGAUGCUUCAGACGAACCACCUCAUCUCUGCAAUGAACAAUCCAGAUGGCGCGCAGCGGACUUCUGCCCGCUGCGGUGCGGCAACGGGCGCUGCCGCAGCACGGCCGUCGCUUGCUCCGGACGCGACGGCUGCGGCGACAACAGCGACGAGAUCGCUUGCACCGUCUGCAGAUGUCCAGCCCCGUCACCAACAUCUUAA